This is a messenger RNA of Sciurus carolinensis (gray squirrel), 2525 nucleotides long. It is a transcript of the gene Nup43, whose product is annotated as nucleoporin 43. Gene Ontology annotation, molecular function: protein binding. The transcript has 8 exons. Gene Ontology annotation, cellular component: nuclear pore outer ring. The coding region runs from base 64 to 1206 and encodes 380 amino acids. NCBI's taxonomy places the organism in Eukaryota, Metazoa, Chordata, Mammalia, Rodentia, Sciuridae. The record is from RefSeq and is a predicted model, not a curated record.
GAAGGGGCGGGGCUGAGGGCGCGCGUAGUGCUUCUUGCAGUAUUUGCUGCGACUGCCUUCAGCAUGGAGGAAAUUUAUGCCAAGUUUGUAUCUCAGAAGAUCAGCAAAACCCGCUGGCGACCAGUGCCUGCGGGGAGCCUGCAGACGGCAGAAACCUUCGCAACCGGCUCUUGGGACAACGAGGAAAAUUAUGUUUCAUUGUGGUCUAUUGGAGAUUUUGGGAACUUGGAUUCUGAUGGAGGAUUCGAAGGAGACCAUCAAUUAUUGUGUGAUAUCAAACACCAUGGUGAUGUCAUGGAUUUACAGUUUUUUGACCAGGAAAGAAUUGUAGCUGCUUCAUCAACAGGAUGUGUAACAGUUUUUCUCCAUCAUCCAAAUAACCAGACUCUGUCAGUCAACCAGCAGUGGACAGCAGCCCACUACCACACAGGGCCUGGCAGUCCUUCCUAUAGCAGUGCCCCAUGUACAGGCAUUGUGUGUGACAACCCAGAAAUUGUCACGGUUGGAGAGGAUGGUCGAAUAAAUCUCUUUAGAGUUGAUCACAAGGAACCUGUAAGGACGAUAGACAAUGCAGAUAGCAGUACACUCCAUGCUGUGACCUUUCUUCGAACUCCUGAGAUACUUACAGUAAAUUCAAUUGGACAGUUAAAAAUAUGGGACUUCAGACAACAAGGAAAUGAACCUUCUCAGAUACUAUCAUUGACUGGUGAUCGAGUGCCACUUCACUGUGUUGACAGACAUCCCAACCAGCAGCAUGUUGUAGCUACUGGUGGCCAGGAUGGAAUGCUAAGUAUUUGGGAUGUUAGACAAGGUACUAUGCCUGUAUCUCUGCUAAAGGCUCAUGAAGCUGAAAUGUGGGAAGUUCAUUUUCACCCAUCCAACCCAGAUCAUCUGUUUACUUGCUCUGAAGAUGGAUCCUUAUGGCACUGGGAUGCCUCUACAGAUGUGCCUGAAAAGUCCUCUCUCUUUCAUCAAGGAGGAAGAACCAGUACUUUUCUGUCUCAUACCAUUAGUAACCAGGCUAAUGUUCACCAGUCUCUUAUAAGUUCCUGGCUCAGCACUGAUCCUGCAAAAGAUCGUAUUGAAAUCACAAGCUUGCUUCCCAACAGGACUCUGUCUGUGAACAGUCUGGAUGUUUUAGGUCCUUGUCUUGUUUGUGGAACUGAUGCAGAAGCAAUAUAUGUUACCAGACAACUGUUUUCAUGAAAAUACUGCGAUUAUAAUAUUUCAAGUUAAACAUAUAGUUAGCCUUUUGAAUUCCAACUUUUGUGCAAAACUUUAUUAUUGGAAAAUGUGAUAUUUGGAGGGGAUACGUCAGUAAACUAUUGUUAACAUCAAUGCCCAGUUUGGGCUUUUGUUACUUCGGUAUCCCCAUAACAGUUACAGAAUCUGAUAGAUUGCUGAUGGCAAAAGAUUUUGAACAUGUGGAAGAACAUCAGAGGGAUCCUUGUGCAGAUGAAUACAUUGCCUUCAAACAGACAAUUAUUGACAGCUUAUGGAACCAAUGCUUCAUUUUUGGUGGUGCACAAUUGAGCAUUAAACCACCAAUGAGUACCUAUUAUUUUUAUCAACAGUAUAUGGAGGAUACCCCUCCCUGGUGGCUUUAGCCAGUGUCAGUGUGUAUUCUUUUUAUUGCAGGUAUUUUCUUUGCUCCUACAUUUUAUUUUCUUACUAUUUUUAAUAAGCUUUUUCAUGAAAAAAUGAGUAGAGCAAAAAUGACAAAUUUAUAGUUGUUUUCAAAUAUUUUUAUUAUUAUUUUCUGUGGAUCCAUGGGUGGUGCUGGGACUGAACCCAGGCAUUGUGCAUGCCAGGCACUCUACCAUCGAGCUGUACCCGUAGCCCCAUAAUUUUUUUUUUUUUUAUAAAAAUGAAAAUAUACAUGUUAUCUUUGGAUGCACAUUUUCUGGCAGUAAACAUGUUACUAUCACUUUGAACUACUACUUAAUAUUCUAAAGUAUAAAUAAGUAUGUUAUAGUGUAUUUAUUUCAUGGCAUAUUACAUUCCAUGUUCCUGCCUUCUCACUGUUGGAUUAGUACUAUAUUUGUUUCUUUUAUUUGUUUGUAUUCUUAAACAUUUUUAUUUUCUGAGGCAGUUUAACAUUUUCUUAUUAAUUUUUAACCUUUUAGAUAUGAAGAAUUUUUUGUGCAUGUGAUCCUAUGAUACAGGUAUCUUUCGAUUUAGCUUUGGCUUUAUUCAUGGGGCUUUUCAUAGAAGUUGGUAUUUUGUAUAUGGUUGAUUGAAUUGUAAAAUUCUUUACCUUAUGACCUUUGCAUCAUGCUAUCCCUAUCCUAAGUUUACAUAAAUGUUUACCUAUAUUUUCCUCUAUUUUGAGGUUUCAUAUGUUAUAUGUAAUUAUCACAUUUGAAUUUAAUUAUUUAGUGUAUGCCUGUAAUCCCAGCUACUCAAGAGACUGAGGUAGUAGAAUUGCAAAUUUGAGGCCUGUGCAACUUACCAAGACUGUCUCAAAAAAAAAAAAAAAAAAAAACAACAACAAAACCUGGGGAUAUAGGUUGGUGGUUCAUCCC